AUGGCACAACGUUUUGAUGCUCACUCCUAUCACAUCAAGCAUUCAAAUAUAAGCAGCCGUCAAGCAUUCAAAUAUAAGCAGCUAUCUCCUAACUUUAUCGCAUCCACUGCAUGGCAACAUACUUUGACUGGCCUUGAGGUGGUAAACGAGGACGAAGAACCGUUUCUCGCUACUAUAGUGGGUCGCACUUCCACGUAUCAUCUUAGAUGCGGUCCCGCAGGCAAUCACUUCAGUGGAGGGAUGAGUCCUCUUGAGAAAACAAAAUUCCAGUUCCACAUUUGUCGCCCUGUUAAUCCAGAACUAGGUGCAGAUUUCACGGCUGCAAUCAAUAACCUGGAGACCUUGCAAAACCAAGUUGGUAAGACCAAAGAACACAAAAACAUGAUUGUCGAAGAUGUAACGGGAAAAAUGAUGCAUUUCGCUAGUAAUGUCUUCAUGACUCGUGUGCGUAUUGAAUAUGCCACUGAUAAGGAAGCUCAGAACACUCUACAGGAUGAAAUCGUACCGGACUCACCACACGGACAAAAUGCGUUGAAUGCGCCUAAGAUGGACGAAGAAACCAGAGACUGGCCAAUCCCAGAUGAACUGGUGAAAGAAUUUGACGCACUGAAAUACAAGUUCGAAGUGCACCAUCUUCCUCUCUACCACGAAGAUCACCUCGUACAACCUAUACACGCCAAUGAGAUACUCAACGGCGCUAUGGUUGAAGUACAAUUCCACAUUCAGCACUGGCGAAUUAAGGAUAUCGACAGCUUCCAAGCUACCCCACAGAGGGUAACGGUUCUCAAACUGGGGCCAAUCCGGGUACCGUCCAACUACAAACGUCGCAUGGAAGACGAAGAUACGGAACAGCCGGAAGCAAAAAGAACGCACCUUAAUGCCGAAGCCGGGACAUCUAAAGUGGUAUCAGAGAUUGACUAA
Molecule: messenger RNA, 921 nt
Organism: Suillus subalutaceus
Lineage: Eukaryota; Fungi; Basidiomycota; Agaricomycetes; Boletales; Suillaceae
Exons: 1
Coding region: 1-921 (306 amino acids)
Source: RefSeq, a predicted model, not a curated record